This is a messenger RNA of Didymodactylos carnosus, 1511 nucleotides long. NCBI's taxonomy places the organism in Eukaryota, Metazoa, Rotifera, Eurotatoria, Philodinida, Philodinidae. The record is from the annotation of a GenBank genome assembly.
AAGAUAACCAAAACUUUUCUUAAUGAGGUAUAGUUGUAGCCCGCAAAUUUCUGAUUAAAAUGACACAUUUCCCAACUCUACAGGACCUUUCUUUGUAAAGUUAUAGAAUUUACAAGAAAAGCCCUAACUGUUCAUUAUCAGGUCAAAGCUACAGAAAUAAGAAAUUAAUUUAGGGCUUUUCUUAUAAAUUGUAUAACUUUGCAAAGAAAGAUCGUGUAGAGCUGGAAAAUGUCUCAUUUUAAUCAGAACUUUGCGCGCUACAAGCAUGCCACGUCAAAAAAGGUUUUGGUUAUUUUUUAAAGUUUCUGAAAGAGUAGUUUUUCAGAAAACCGGAUCUUCGAAGGGCUAUGAGGGGUCUCCAUGGUCAUAUUCGGAAUCAGCAUGGUCAAUAAUCUAAAAUAAUUAGUAAUAAUUUACACAAGAUUAACAACGUUAUGCUUCAAUACUCUUACGUUAUGUAGAAGACUUUUACAGUCAAAUUGUUGUAUUGUUGAUAGUGAGAUUUUUAAGAUUUUUGCAUACUGUACGUGGUGAAAUUCUUGAGAGUUUGUACUUCGAAAAGCGAUAAGGAGAAUGUUUAAAAAUUAAAAUAGCGAGGAAUGAAAUACGAAGUUCUGCGAUCGAAGACUCCAGUUUGAAUCAGACGUGCGCGAUUACAAUUACAAAAUGUAAAGUUCAAACAUUGCUAUUAUCUGUAGAAUUAAGAAUUCUAGAAUUAUGAACUUUACAUGUAUUCUAGAAUUAUGAACUUUACAUGUAUUCUAGAAUUAUGAACUUUACAUACAUGUAAAGUUCAUAAUUCUAGAAUUCUUAAUUCUACAGAUAAUAGCAAUGUAUGUACUUUACAUUUUGUAAUUGUAAUCGCGCAGCCCUCGUUUGAAUCUUUGCUAACUCACUCACACGCUACGGUAGCCCGUACUCCUGAACAAUGUUCUACUAUAUAGCUUUCGAAAAUCUUACUACGUACAUUAAUGUCUGUUAAUAACUUAGGAUGUGUUACAUUACAUUUCCGUUAUGCACCAUACGGAUAUUGUCACAGUAAAAUUCAGAUACGAAGUGCGAGAGUAUUAGAGCACUAUUGAAUUAAUAAUAAAUAAUUAUCUAAAAACGACUUUAACCACUAUCAACAACAACAACAACAGAUAGAGACUAAAAGCCAUACAUCAUUUCUCGUUCUUUUUCUUUUAUCUUCUUAAAUGCAUGCGAACUUCUAACACUACAAAAAUUAUUUUGGCUUAUAGUAACAGUUUUGAACCUGGGAUCUAUACUUUGAUUGUAUGCUUCUUGUGAACACAGUUAGUGUUCACAAUACGAUCCUCUAAAGUUUGACUUCUUUUUCUAAUUUAUUCUAGAAUUGUGUUUCAAAUAUUUUGGAUAAUUUAAUUGAUUCAAGUGCCAAUGUUGUUUUUCCAUUUUGUCCAGCCACAGCGACGACAUCAUCCACGCCACAAAGUGUAUCGAGAAUGGUACUAUUAAUAACACAGAAACAACUUCAACAAUUAGUAAGAUAG